GUUGAAGGGCAGUGCGCGUGCGGAGUACAACUGACUCAGCGUUUCGUGUGACGUCACGACGUCGUGGCCUUUGGGCUGGUGCUGCUUGGUUUCAGGUGGCCAGAGAACUGAAACAUUCAGUUAUAGAAGAAAAAAGAAAGUUUUCGGUUGCCGAAACCUUGAGGCAAGGUUGUGCUAAUAAAUACCCCCAAACUUUCACUCGUCCUUCUCCCAGAUUACUGGACACUCUCCAGCUCUGUCAGUGUACGUGGAAGUAGGGUAUCUGGAUCGAUUUCUGCACACCGGUCAUCACUUGCAAUGUGCCAUUCGUUUUUCUAUGUUCAAGUGACGCGGCUUUAGUAGAUAACGUUAGAUAAAGAAUAUUCCUAGGAAGUAACAAGAUCAGUUUUAAAACUUUGUGGGUCAAAUCUUGCAACUCAGCAACGCAUAUUGUCGUCGUUCAGCUGAGAGACGUUUUUCGACGGCAAGCCACGUCUUCUUUUUAUGGUGAUGUUAUGGUCAACAGAAAAGUGAAGCCAGUGAUUCAAAGUGUCGAGAAUUCUGACAGUUCCACUCUCGUUUCUUUUUCCGUGUAAAACCUAAAUUUCAGUGUCCAUUUUAAUCCAUCGAGCAGCUGCAUCCGUUUUAUAAACUCGUCAUUCUCUCCCCUUAUUCUGUUGUCUGCUACACACAGUUCUCUUUCCUUUCCCCCUCAAGGUGUGUUUUUGAUGUGUGCACCUGGUGUGAAUGUUAAGGUUUUCACUUCACUUUAAAGGUUUGGCCUUCCUGUUGAGAAAUGGAAGACAAACAGAUAGCUGACUACUUUGUGGUGGCUGGGUUUACAGACAAAUCUAUGCCAUUAGAAGAUUUCUCAUUUGACGGGAAUCAGCUCAAAUCUACCUAUGAUCAGGCACCAAUCACAGACAUUACUGUCAUUAUACCUUCUCUGGGUGAAGGCAUUCCACCUGGUUUUACUUGCAUUGAAUAUACUCCAACUGGUUUGACAGCUGAUCUUAAUUAUGGAAGCAUAAGAAGCCCUGAAGUUUUUCUGUGUUAUCGUAGGGGUCGUGAACGCCCACCUUUAUUUGAUAUUGGGGUAUUAUACCAAGGGAAGGAACAACUGAUGUCUGAUGCAGAAGUUGUCUUGUCUACACCGUACGGAAGGGCUGCUAAUGUAAAUAACUCAGCCAAUCAGCACACCUAUGUAACUUAUAGAAGAGCACCAGAUACAGCCCCAUGCAAUGAUCUUGUAGUCUCUGAUAUUUGCGUCGUCAUUACCAGCAAAGGCGAAACGCCUCCACAUGCUUACUGCAUGAUAAAAAAAAACCUCAACAAGGGAAUGUUGGGUGCGGAUGUCUACCUUUGCUACAAGAAGUCGAUGAACAAACCACGCCAUAUAGCUUAUAGACCUGGCAUCCAAGCACGUUUCCCUGAAGAGGAUAUUCCUCACAACCCAAUGCCGGAUUCCGUUCCGUUGUUUUGUUUACCAAUGGGCGCGACCCUAGAAUGGUGGCCGAUCAAUGCUGCUACUCCCAAACCAGUGUUUUCCACCUUUGUCUUGACUGUAUCAGAUGCAGCAGAAAAAAUAUACGGUUCAGCAGUCACAUUUUAUGAACGGUAUCCAGAGGAGAAAAUGACUAAGGAACAAAAAGCCUGGCUUGAUAUGGAUGAUGUAGACGAUGGAUCUACUGAAAAAGACUAUACCGUCAAUACUAUUAAAUCCAUCUGCAUUUUGUCACAUUACCCUUUUUUCGAUACAUUUGAAAAAUUUCUUCGAUAUCUGCACAAGGUGGCUCAUUCUGGGCCUUACCCAGUUCCGCUUGAAAGGUACAUAACGCAUUUCAUGUACGACGUUCCGUUUCCAUCACCACAACGUCCGCGAAUCCUCAUUCAACUGUCAGCUACCGACCGGAUUGCUCUGGCUCAGUUAGAAGACCUCCCGCUUCCUCGACGUGGAGCAAGCUUCAAGAGUAUGUUGCUUAAUUUGGGACCGGAUGGCUGUCUUCAGCUAUUACUUUUGGCCUUGACGGAACAGAAGAUCUUGAUUCAUUCGUUACGGCCGGAUGUUUUGACAGCAACGGCGGAAGCUCUCGCUACGAGUAUAUUUCCGUUCAAGUGGCAGUGCCCUUACAUCCCAUUAUGCCCUCUUGGACUUAGUGAUGUCUUAAGUGCGCCACUUCCUUAUCUCAUCGGCGUAGAUUCUCGUUUCUUUGAUAUGUACGACCCACCAGCCGAGGUCAGCUGUGUCGAUCUUGAUACGAACACCAUUUCAAUAUCGGAAGAGAAGAAAACUUUACUUACGGUGAAGUUGCUGCCAAAGAAAGCCGCUCGAACACUACGAGCUACGCUCCAGUACCUCUACGAAAAGAUUUAUUCAACUUUUUGGAGUGAAAGGGGCAAGCGUGGAGACGAUGUCGAUUCUUCGUUAGAUCGGGAUUUCAAAAUUAAAAAGAAAGAGCUGUUACUGGAAUUGGAAAUCCAAGAGGCCUUUCUUAAAUUCAUGGCAUCUAUUCUACGUGGCUAUCGUUCCUAUUUGUUACCCAUCACCAAAGCGCCAACUGUGGGUGCAACAGAUCCCAACUCUCUGUUUGACCUACAGGGAUUUUUACGCUCUCGAGACAAAGCCUACGUGAAAUUCUACGCCCUUAUGAUGAAAACGCAAAUGUUUAUCCGCUUCAUUGAAGAGCGUUCUUUUGUCUCGGACAUGGAUUCCAGCCUAGCCUUUUUCGACGAAUGCUCCGAUAAAACUGAUUUGGAUGAUGGGGACAUUAAACUACUUGAGCUUGAUGAUUCACAUCACAGUGAACGAACGGUUUUUGUCACACCCCCAGAACCGGUGGGUCUUCCACCCAAUGUAACAUACACAUAUCAGCAAUUCGGCACCUUGAAUCCAGCUUUGAUGCAACGGCCUUUGGAUGAAUCACUAUUUGAUCCGUCGGUAGUCGGUAGUAGCACGAAGCCGCGAUCAAGCAGCGGGAAUAUGUGCGGUUCCUCUUUACCUCCUCCUAGCAGCCCCUUAGCUCGACGAACAAAACAUGAAAUAAAAAAUUCCCAAAAGUUUGCCAAAAAGUAUGCUGAGACACCAAUGUUGUGGGCGAAAUGUCUGCUUAAUACUUGCUUCAGUAUUUGGUUCAUUCACCUCCCAAGUCAUAUCCUUACAUCGAAUUCCAAAGUGACAACCUUAAGAUCCGCUUACGCCAUACUAGUGGCCAUGCAGAAGCUCCGUGUCCUUCCGGCUGACGAAGUUUGCUAUCGAGUGAUGAUGCAACUUUGUGGCGUUUUGGGUCAACCUGUUUUGGCAGUAAAAGUUCUCUUUGAAAUGAAACGACAUGGUGUGCAACCGAAUGCCAUUACCUACGGCUUCUACAACAAAGCCGUCCUUGAGGCACAUUGGUCUUCAGACAUGGCGAACCACAGCAGGCUACUUUGGAAUAAGUUACGAAAUGUUGUCACCGCAGCCGGACUAUUCCGUCAAGCAGGAAGAAAAGCGGCCCAGAGUAGAAUUUCACAGUAUUCUUCGACGGACGAAGGCGAUCUAGCUUCCAAUUCGGAUGGUGACGGCCUGUCUAGGACAUCCGUUGAUUCAGCCCAAGAAGGCCACCAUUCAGCCGGAGUCGGAGGAGCUCCCAUCGUUUAUCGCAACAGCACAGUUACCAGUAGUCAAUCCGACGUUGGUUACAGUUCCAUGAAAGAAGAUGGUCAGGCUAAUCAAAAUCAAAAGCCCAAGUGUUCAAGCCAGAAAGACCUUCCAACUGCUGUCAAGGCUGAGGAGUCGGUUGAUAUUUGUGGUUCCCGUGCGACCAAUAACAAAACGGCCAAAACGGUCACAGCAGUCAUACCGGUGACCGUUCGACUGGAUUUUUCCCAGUCGAAUGAGUUCCGGACCCGAGUGGGGAGCAUCGUCAGAAAAUCUGCCAACGCCGUUCCUCAUAAAAGUGUUGACAGUGCGGCGGGCGUUCUGAUGAGCAGCCUCGGUAGUGGUGGCGGAGCCCUUAGUCCCAUCGAAGCCACCGAACUCAAAGCAGCGUUGGACGAUGCCGGACACAACAUUUCCCAUCCGUCACCACCGCAACCCAAAGGAGCAACUCUUCCUCGGGAGAAAAGUGCCGGGACACCUAUGGCGUCUGGUAACUCAACACCAGACGCUUCUAGUCAGACUAAGUCGAGUUCUCAAAGUGCAUCGACAGCGUCUUUAUUCAGAUCGGCUAGCCUUCGCUUGGGCGGGAUGUUUGUUUCGCCAUUGGAAGGACAUUUUAGUCCUGCUAAAACUGCCUUGGCUGAUCGAUUGCAAUGGGCGCGCAGUAGCAUUCGUAAAAAACUGGAUAUGGGAGGCCAGCAAGAGACGCCACAGUCAACAACACCGAAACGAAAGGAACAAGUGCAAGAUGAGAAAAUUGAAGUCAAAUCUCAGGAAUCGGCCAUCCCCGUUGAAAGUAGUCAACUAGCUACUUGCAAUGGUAGUGGCCUUAAUCACGUUGACGAAAAGGACAGUGCCCCUCAUUUAAUCAAUGGAGAUGUAGAAGUUGCCUCAAACAAUUCUCAUUCCGAUGACAAACCCGGACCAACUUGUAGUCCCGAGCGGCACACACUCACUCAUGGAGAUCCUCUCGGCGCACUGGAUGUCAUAACAGAAGUCGCGAAAUCGACACCCGUCUCCGCAGAAGUGUCUCCUUUGAAGCCAUUUGUGUUGCCAGAUCCAAGUGUUCGACUCUUCACCAGUAGCCAUAGCACUAGUAGCAGCGGUAGCAGCACAGAAGAUAGUGAUGACGACAGUGACGACGACAGCAGUGAAGAGUCCGAAUCGGAAGAAGAAUCGGAUCACUCGAACGACAAAUCAUCAGCCUCCAGGUUGUCAUUUAGUCGCUACGCAGGAGCACGUUGGAGUCUGCGAAAACCGGAAUUCCGAGUCAACUUGGGCGCUCAAGUUUUGGGCACGGCCCUGAAUUCUCUCAGUCCACAGAACCUGAACGCAAGGAAAGCGGAAUUUCUAGUUGGCCUGAACAACCUCAAGUCGGCUGCCUCAAGUGUAGCAAAGAAGAUUGAUGAGAUCAAAGGCGCCAUUGGAGCUGGAGUGACUGUUACCCCAUCGAAACUUUCUGGUUCUGGAUUAUUGACUGAGUCCAUGGAUGCACGUGGCGGAUCAGCUAGUGGCAGUGGGGCUCUGCUGACGGUCGAUGGACCCGCAGACGGUUCAUUAGAGACCUGGAGUUCUUGGACGGCUCAGUGGCUACGCCGGGCAUCGUCGGCUGAUCUAGUUUCACAACAGUAUCCGGCCACUGGCUCAGCUACUCCUUCUGAAUGGUCUACUACCGAUGGGCAAGCCAGUUCUAACAUAAAGGGAUUGCCAUCAUGGACAGAAACUAGCGCUCAGUUAGACAGAUUGUGUGCCUCGAUGCGUUUUCCAAACGGUGGUAGACGGCAGCGUCUCGGUGAAGAAUUGCCUAUUGCCAUUGAGGUGAUCAUGACGAGCUGCUCAAAAUGUCACAAUUGCUCUUCUAUCCUUUACGACGAAGAGAUCAUGGCUGGAUGGACCCCAGAAGAUUCGAAUCUUAACUCUAGGUGUCAACAUUGCAAAAAGCUGUUGGUACCUUUCCUUACUACCCAUCUACACGACUACCGCUCCCAUCCUCCAUCAGUGGUUCAACAAAUGAUUUCCAACUUAACACCAUGUGUAAGCCAAGAAAGUGUCAUUUCGUCAUCACAUUCUCGGAAUGGCAGUGAUGGAGGUGACAAACCGGCUAAAGAGGAUGAAGCUGUUUCCAAACAGACAAAGACUGAAAAGAACGCCCCGACUCCUCUCGUUGCUCCGGCAAUGUUUGGACCUAUCAGCGUCCCGUACCUGAGUCCUUUGGUUCUACGAAGGGAGUUGGAAGGUAUUCUUGAACAGGAAGGGGACGUCUGCUUGACUCAAGCCAGCUUUGUCGAUCAGCACUCGAUCAUUUAUUGGAAUAUGCUGUGGUACUUUGAGCGCGUCGGUUUAAUGUCCCAUAUGGCUGCACUUAUAUUGCGUGCCAACCUGGGACUUAAUGAGACCAAUAAUAAUAAUGAUAGCGAGGCCGCCAACGUCACAUGCCGUAUCAACCCUUCAUGGUCUUCUGCAGACGAGAAAAACAUUUCCGUUAAGACGAAGUGGGAUAAUACCAAAUUGCAUGACGAGCUUGGCCCUCCCUGCUACGCCCUGUGGCAACAGACUUACGAACAGCAUUCGCCGUUGGUUAGCGCCCUAGUUACCGACAAUCAAUCGUUUCCGCGAAGUUUCCUUGAUGAGUUAUUGCGUGGCAUUCAGUAUAACGAUAUGCUCCGACCCCUCAAGCAGCUUUCUUCGGAAUUGAUAAAGCGCAAAACAGUAACGGGAAUUGCUCGACAUCACGGCAUCUAUCGCGAACUGCUCUUCCUUUCGUUUGUCGCCAUCGGGCGAGAAAACAUUGAUCAAAUCGCAUUUGAUCGAGAAUACCGUCUAGCCUACGACCGCCUUGACGCCCAGUCCAUGGCUACGCUAGGCAAAGUUGACAGUCCCCCGUCCAUUGCUUCGGUCUUUUGUCGCCACUUUUUCCGGCAACUAGAAUUGUAAAAAAAAAAAAAAUAAAUAAAAACGAACGAUCCAGUAUAUAGUGCUUCAUUCACCUCGUGACGUUGUGAAUGGCGCACGCGCUCGAGUCCACCCAUGCAACUUUGCAUCAAGAUUUUGUUGAUUUUUUAAAUAACAGCUCACCUUUUUACAUCAUCAGCGCGUUUUCUAAAAAAUUUGUGUUGAAUCGGUCAAUGUUUUUGACUUGUUUAUUACUAGCAUGUUUCCCCUCUUUUAAAAUUGUAUCAACGUUUGAUGUUGUGUGCACUUUCUAUCUAAUAGGGUAUUGAAUCUUCAUAUGGAGAAAGUGCCUUUGGGUUAUCUUGAUUCCCGGUUGUGUGAUGACGAGUGGCAAUUUAUUUCUUUAAUGUUGGGUAAAUGUUGACUCCGCGGCAAUACACGUGAAUGAUAAUUGA
Daphnia pulex (common water flea) is the source of this 6963-nucleotide messenger RNA. It is a transcript of the gene Crag, whose product is annotated as DENN domain-containing protein Crag-like. NCBI's taxonomy places the organism in Eukaryota, Metazoa, Arthropoda, Branchiopoda, Diplostraca, Daphniidae. Bases 776 to 6550 code for a protein of 1924 amino acids. Gene Ontology annotation, molecular function: protein binding. Gene Ontology annotation, cellular component: cytoplasmic vesicle. The transcript is spliced from 27 exons. The record is from RefSeq and is a predicted model, not a curated record. Gene Ontology annotation, biological process: regulation of Rab protein signal transduction.